Megalobrama amblycephala (Wuchang bream) is the source of this 4320-nucleotide messenger RNA. RefSeq names its product RAS guanyl-releasing protein 2. The record is from RefSeq and is a predicted model, not a curated record. Gene Ontology annotation, molecular function: guanyl-nucleotide exchange factor activity; calcium ion binding. Gene Ontology annotation, biological process: Ras protein signal transduction; positive regulation of GTPase activity. The transcript has 17 exons. Lineage: Eukaryota; Metazoa; Chordata; Actinopteri; Cypriniformes; Xenocyprididae. The coding region runs from base 565 to 2364 and encodes 599 amino acids. Gene Ontology annotation, cellular component: plasma membrane.
GAGAAAAGUUGAUCACCCCUCUGUCAUUCUUAAUCGGCGUGUGUGAAAGACCUCUGACAGGAGAGGGCGAGAUUUCAUCAAAAACAGUCAACAGGUGAGACACCCCGAUCAAAAUCGAUGUCUACUAGUGGGACGCCGCCUUUAUGCAGUGCUCGUUUAUAGUGCGACUAAUGGACCGCCUUUACACGCCUUCAGCUCCAGAAUCUGGGAGAGAUUGCUUCACACACGCGCGGCACACACACCCAUUCAGAGGUUUAAUCUCCGCGUUCGUGUGCGCGCUCCUUGUAAAUCUCCAACCUUGAGAAUCGAAUAGGAAGACACAGAUGAAGAUCAGUGCACAUAGGACGCUGUUUGUGUUCAUCAAACCGUGACAAUAUUUAAAUAUAUGAUCAUUUACUGAACGGAUCUCCAAACUUUCAAAGACCCGACUGAUGUGGACAGAUGUGCUGAUCCAGAUCUGAAUCAGCCGAUCAUCAAGACAAAAGAGAAGAGGAAGACCACUUGAGGAGAAGAGAAAGACAGAAGGGCGUUAGAAAGUGAAGGUAGAAGAAGAAAGAGAGAGAAAUGAUGGAUCCGUUACCUGUUGAUUCAGGAACAGUGGAUGAGUUGGUGGACAUCUGCAUACAAUCCUUUGACAAUGCAGGAACAAUAAAAAAUCCCUCCUUUUUGAAAAUGUUUCUGAUGAUGCAUCCUUGGUACAUAUCUUCCACCGAUCUGUCCAAGAAACUGCUGCUAAAGUCCCAGGAGGGCAGCACUGAUGAGAUCAGAGCCCAAAUAUGCCAUCUUGUAAAGUUCUGGAUUUCUGAAUUCCCUGUAGAGUUUGAUCUGAAUCCUGCUUUGGCUGACCAGAUUAAAGACCUGAGAGAGAACCUGAACACCGGCGGCAAUGAAACACAGAGUCAGCUUAUUGAUGUAGAGAGUGUGCCCUCAUAUAAAUGGAAACGACAAGUUACCCAAAGAGUUCCAUCAAUGUCAAAAAAGAGAAAAAUGUCCCUUUUGUUUGAUCACCUGGACCCUUGUGAGCUUGCUGAACAUCUGACCUAUCUGGAGUACAAAUCCUUCUGCAAGAUAAUGUUUCAGGAUUACCACAGCUUUGUGAUGCACGGCUGUACAGUAGAUAACCCAAUUCUGGAGAGGUUUAUUACACUUUUUAACAGCGUCUCACAGUGGAUUCAGCUGAUGGUUCUCAGCAAACCCACUGCCCCGCAGAGAGCUGCCGUGAUUGCACACUUCAUACAGCUCGCACAGAAACUACUACAGUUGCAGAAUUUCAACACGUUGAUGGCGGUGGUCGGGGGUCUCAGUAAUACCUCCAUCUCUAGGCUGAAGGAGACACAGGCACACAUCAGCAAUGAAACCAAUAAGAUCUUUAACAGUUUGUUGGACCUGGUGACAUCUUGUGGUAACUACAGCCAAUACCGGCGCCGAUUCGCUGAAUGCACUGGAUUUCGUUUUCCAAUCCUGGCUGUUAACCUCAAGGACUUGAUAGCCGUUCAUGUUGCUCUGCCCGACUGGACAGACAAACAGAAGACUUGUGUCAACUUGGCCAAAACUCAGCAGCUCUAUGCCAUCCUGCAGGAAUUAGCCCUCGUGCAGAACACUCCCCCAAACAUUGAGGCCAACACAGACUUGCUCAAUCUACUUACAGUGUCACUGGAUCAGUACCACACAGAAGAGGAGAUUUAUCAGCUCUCAUUACAGAGAGAACCCAGAGCUGCAAAACCUGCGAACUCAACACCUUCCUCCAGUCCAGCUCCUAAACAACUAUCAAUGAUUGAUGAAUGGGCAGCAUCAGUGAAGCCUAAAGCUAAUCCUGUUAUUAUCAGCAAACAUAUCGAGAAGAUGGUGGAUUCUGUGUUCAAGAAUUUCGACUCAAACGGUGACGGCUUCAUCUCACGUGAAGAGUUUGAGUGCAUCAGGAAUAAUUUUCCAUAUCUCAGCAAGUUUGGAGAACUCGAUAAAAAUCAGGAUGGAAAGAUCAGCAGGGAGGAGAUGAUAGAUUAUUUUAUGAAGGCCAGUUCUUUGCUCAAUUGUAAGAUGGGCUUCAUACACACCUUUAUAGAGACCACAUACGUGAAACCCACCUUCUGCGAACACUGCACCGGUUUUAUAUGGGGCUUUUAUAAACAAGGAUACAAAUGCAAAGUUUGUGGGGUGAACUGUCACAAAGCAUGUCAUGGACGUCUGACGGUUGAAUGCCGUAAAAGAACGAAGAGCAUUAGUCAUGAGACACCACCAUCAUUACAGUCCAGAUCCUACAGCUUUCCUCUGCCCAGUAAUGCUCAAUCAAACCUGCAGAACACAGUCAUCACAGAAGAGGAUGUUGAGGCAGCUGAACAGGGUGUAUUUGACUGUCACCUUUAAACUGAUUUUUAUCUGACUUCCCGAAUGGUCAGCAUGUCAACAAGUAUUCUUGUGUUGGGGCAAAUUUCUUCCAAUCGCACCCUCACCGCAGCAAUGUUGAAGAAAAAAGAGCUGAUCAGAAUCAGGAAAGUUAUCAAAUUUUGGGUUCGACUGUGUUCUCUAUCACAGCCUGACACACAUCAUGAGACAUAGACAUGCUGCUAUCUGCUGGACUGAAGCUGCAACUGCAGACCAGAUCAAUCACCUCUUCCCUCUGAAGUCUGAAUGUAAUCUCAAACGUAUCUCAAGCAUAUUUGUAGGAUUUAUCAUUAUGGUGUAUAUUUUUCCCAGGCUCCUGAAAUGCCUUGUAAUUUAACUUUUAUAAAUGAUACUUAAAAAAAAUAAAAUCAAAAAACAAAGAAAAUAAUAGAUGAAAAAGAGAAGGGGGAAAUUUCUGUCAUUUAUCAUGACCUUAAUGAAGAGUACUUUCCUUCAGUUACCAUGUUCUGAGUUACAGAAAUGUACAUUUUUUAAAAGUACAUUCACUGAAGUAAAGACAUCUUCUGACAUCACCAAAGCAGUUCUGGCUGAAUUUCAGUAUAAACUUAAGGUGGCAUAGAUCUAGUGUGUGUGUGUGUUUGUGCCUGAAAUAUAGUUGAUAUUAUGCAACCAGCCGUUAUGUUCUUUAAAUCUUUGAAUUUGUUCAAUUAAAAUGGGAGAUUAAUUCAUUCCCAAUUAAUUUAUCUUAACUGCAAUAGAUAGUAAUAGAUAUUACAGCUGUAAUCAGUGCAUCAAAAUCUUUGUCAUCCAUGUUGAAUGUAGGUUGUCAUUAAAAUAACAAUGAUAUAAAAAGGCAGUCAUAUAGAAUUACAUUGAAAGGCCCUCCAUUCACACCAUAAAUAUUGAGCACGAACAAUAUUUUGACCAGAAACAAUAAAUUCCUGUAGAGUUAUUUACACCAGGAAAGUGAGACAAUACCUUCAUCUGGGGAAGGAACAUGCUGGUAAAUAAGAUCAAAUCUUUGGGUCUCAUGUCCAGAGCUUUUGCCCUCUGCAUAUCUGAUCAUUAAACAUUAACUGAUAAAAAAUUUGAAUUAAUUCAAAGGGUCAAACAUAAUCACUUGUGAUCGUUUGGAUGUAACAUGGCAUGCUGAAUGGUUAAAUGGCUUUUAAUGACCCAUAAACUGUAUGAUCUCUGAUCAGCUAUGUUGAGGGCAGGAUGGCUGCACCACGCGUUUGCGUUGCCAUUGUUUGUGUAGUGAAAAGGACACCUCUUCCUUGCAUACUUCACUCUAAAGUCUAUAUAGAAAUAUAUAGCAUAUGGAAAUAAAUCUUAAUGAGGAAAUACAUCAAGGUGUUUUUUUUUUCUCUGAGCUGAUCAAAUAUAUAUAUAUUUUUUAUUUAAUUAGAUUAUGAUUACAAGUAGUUCUUGUAGUUCUAUGUUCAAAAGAUUCCUUUUAUUAAAAAUUCUGCCCCUGUUGCUGUGAGAUGCCAAAAGCAUCAUCUGUUUCACAACACUAGGUCCAUAUUUCACAUUUGAGAAUAUCCCUGUUCUCUCUCUUUUUCAAUAUAUGUUGUAGCAGUUGUUGUUAAGAUUAAAUUUCCAAAACUCUUCCAAUGAUCUGAGAAACUGUCAAUAUUAGUCUGGGAAAUAUGACUAUGUGACAUUAGGCAUGUACUGUAAUUCAUGUAUUGUAUGCAUAUUAAUGGAUAUGUUCUUUUCAAAUAUCCUAUUGUUAUGUUGAAUGUUUUGUUUUUAUAUGUACAGAAAUAUCUGAGAAUGCAUUUUACAUUUAAGUAAAUUUGUGGUGUUGCACACUGAAAUAUUGUUUGUUCUGUAAUACAAAAGAUGAUUUUUUCCUUGGUGAUAAUUGAAUGUAUUUUUCUCAUGCAACUACCUUUUAAUGUGCAGGUCUGUAGGAAUCUUUCAGUGACAAUAAAUAUUGCUAUAUCGAAAUAUCUUUGAGCGACAAAAUUA